Molecule: messenger RNA, 1950 nt
Organism: Bradysia coprophila
Lineage: Eukaryota; Metazoa; Arthropoda; Insecta; Diptera; Sciaridae
Product: putative MFS-type transporter YhjX
Biological process (GO): transmembrane transport
Molecular function (GO): transmembrane transporter activity
Source: RefSeq, a predicted model, not a curated record
UUAUGCAUUCGCGUGUUCGAUGAAACGGCUGGUCUUUUUUAUUUAUACCUGUGUGCAAUAUGCGCUAGAAUGGUUGGUUUUGGUAAGAGACUCGGAUGUGUUUUAAUUUAACACGAGCGUGUGUAGUGAUAGUGGUUGACGCUGAUAAAUUAAUUUAAUUUUAAACGAAUUAUAAUCGGUUAUGGUAUAGAAUCGAAAACCAAUCGGAGAGAAAAAAAAACCUGCACGUUAGUAGUGACUUGUGCAACAGUUGGUUCAUCGACAAAAAAAAACGUAAUGGAACAGUCAAAAAGUCAAAACCAUAAGAAUCCAAUUGUUCGCGCAUUUUUAUGGCAUUUCGGUAAUACAAAGUACACGGGACACAUACAACCGUUCGACAAAAAUUCGAAAUUCAAUCCAUGGAUCUUAAUGCCAGCAGCGGUGAUUGUGCAGUUUUGUUGCGGUUCACUGUAUGCAUGGUCGGUAUUUAACGCACCGAUAGAUGAAGCAAUCACCGGAAGUGCUAAGUCAUCUCAGGCGCCUAUAACCUUUUACAUUGCAGUUGGAAUACUCGGCUUUUCGGCUGCAUCCAUGGGACCGUGGAUUGAAAGAAAUGGUCCCAGGAAAGCACUGAUUGUAUCGUCGACGUUAUUCUUCUUUGGUAAUUUACUGUCCGCCCUGGCAAUUCAUUUGAAAUUUAUGUGGCUGUUAUACCUCGGCUACGGUAUUAUUGGCGGAUUUGCUAUCGGAAUCAGUUACGUAACUCCGGUGUCGGCUCUACAAAAAUGGUUUCCUCACAAACGUGGAUUAGCUGCGGGUUUCGGGGUGUGUGGAUUCGGUGGAGGGUCAAUAGUAAUCGGGAAAGUUAUAUUGCCACUCAUUCAAUCCGUCGGACUGUCAAUGACUUUCGUUGUAUUGGGUUCUUGUUAUUUCAUUGCAAUGAUAUCGACGGCAUUCAUAUUCCGACUUCCACCUCCCGAUUAUUCGCCGUUCCCUCGUGAAGAAGUGGAAAAAAUGGAGACUUUGACGAAUCAACCCGAAAUCAAAUUGUCUGCCAUGGAAUCAAUUACAUCGCUGGACUAUUGUCUCAUCUAUUUGAUGCUUUUGUCGAACAUACUGUUCGGACUGGUGGUAAUUUCCCGUUUGUCGAAUAUGAUAACGCAACUCUUUUCCAAAGAUCCCAAUGAAGCCGCAACGAUGGUUUCCAUCAAUGGCGCACUGAAUCUCUUCGGGAGACUGUUCUUUUCAACCAUUUCGGAUAAAAUUGGAAGGAAAACAUGUUUUCUCAUAAUGCUGACGACACAGACCAUCGUUGUCGUUACGUUUCCCAUUUACACGGAACACAAAAUGUACGGAACGUUCCUGCUGUGUAUGUUCUUGCUCACGAUGUGCUACGGUGGCGGUUUCGGUGUUAUACCCGCAUUUUUAGCGGAUAUGUUCGGAUCCAGCAAUGUUGGCGUCUGUUUCGGAUUGAUUUUAACCGCAUGGUCGAUUGGCGGUGUCGUUGGCGGUCUAACAUUCACCGCAAUUUAUAAUCAUCUGAUACAGUCGCAUGGCUGGAGCACAGAAGACGCAUAUCCGUACAUCAUCAAUUCGUAUUGGAUAUUAGCGUUCAUCAUUGCGGGUCUCCUGUCAACGGUGCUUGUUCGAACGACAAUAAAAGAUAGAAAAUUGCCGCCGGUGGACGGAGAAUGUUUUAAAUUCAGAAUCUUUGGCAAAGUGAUCCGGAUCAAAAGAGUGGCCAUUUUGCCAGAAGUGGAAGUGGUAAGUUCAGACAAGUAUGACGAAGAGUGGGAAAGAUAUCUGCAGUCCUUAACACCACCUGAUGAUGAAAUUGAUGGUAAAAGUGAACACAAAAUGUUGAAUGUGGAAACAGAGUGAUUUCAAUCGCAAUUAAACUGUGUGUAUGACUGCGUGUUUGUUCUGUCGUUUGACUUUCAUUGCAGCAAUAAGAAAUGCCAAUUAAACUCU